Molecule: messenger RNA, 1734 nt
Organism: Punctularia strigosozonata HHB-11173 SS5
Lineage: Eukaryota; Fungi; Basidiomycota; Agaricomycetes; Corticiales; Punctulariaceae
Product: Rad1-domain-containing protein
Exons: 12
Coding region: 65-1153 (362 amino acids)
Biological process (GO): DNA damage checkpoint signaling; DNA repair
Cellular component (GO): checkpoint clamp complex
Source: RefSeq, a predicted model, not a curated record
GGCGAUCGUCCUGCGUGCUGGAAUUCGUUUGGAAUCGUCAAUUUCACCGUUGGAAGACGCAAGCAUGUCGCAGGCACAGGCACAGAACGACCCCCCUCCCAUCCUUGCCGCUUCCGUACACGAUGUCCGAUACUUUGCAUCCAUCAUGCGCGGCAUCAACUUCAGUAAUCGGGCCACGCUCACCGCGCGUGAAACCGGCCUUACCAUCCAUGUCGAGGAAGCCCGAACACUGUUAGCCACCGCAUACAUCUUCGCCGGCAUGUUCGACGAAUAUCAAUACAGCCCCGACGUUGCUGCUCCACCCUCCCAACCGGCGACGCCUCGAUCCACGGCCUUAUCAGCCGCAGACGUUCCUGAAACGAUCUUCGAGGUGCCUCUCAACACCCUCGUCGAAUGCCUCAACAUCUUCGGCACCGCCGGACCGCCGCCCAAUCCAAACAGCACCAAGGCAAGGACGGCGAAGUUGAAAUCCGCUGAGGACGAGGAGGGCGGAGGCGGCGAAGACAGAAACCAGCGAGGACCGCUUGACAAGUUCAUCGCGUCCGCCAGCGGGGACGCGAAGAGCACAGCCAUGCGCAUGACAUUUGCUGGGCUGGGACACCCGUUGUCGCUACAUAUUGUCGAAGAAUCCGGCGGACCGACAGCGAUUUGCGAGCUUUCGACACUCGAUCCUGAAACGGUACUAGAACUACCCUUCGACUCGGACGCGACCGUGCUGAAGAUCAUCCUCAACCCGUCUUGGCUUCGUGACGCACUCUCCGAGCUGGACCCAUCAUGUGACAAGAUCACCUUCAUCGGGAACCCGCCGCCAGUAUCUGCAGCGCCUCAGCGGGCAUCCGCCAAUAGAACUCCAAAACCGUCGUUCAGUAUCAAGGCCGCUGGGACGUUCGGGAGCAGCGAGAUGGAUUACCCGAACGAUAAGGAGGUGAUCGAGUCCAUCGAAUGCUCCGCCACUGUCAGCUUCACAUACCGAUUCAGCCAUCUAUCGCGCGUUCUGCGGGCGCUAUACAGUUGUACAAAGACUUCGUUGCGUAUUGAUGACGAGGGACUGCUGAGCAUGCAGUUCCUGAUGCCAACGGGAAAGAUACAACCGAUGGGAACAAGCAAUGCCUUCAUAGAAUUUCGAUGCUUGUCCCUCGACGAAGAUAUGUAACUCGCGCUGGAAAUAAUGGUACCUUGUAUUCUUGAUGUGACAACAAAAAAACUUCUCUCCGUAAUCAAAACAUGCACACUCGCGAGAAUUAUGCGUCGAGACUGCUAAUACACCUCACGUUACUGCGUUCGCCCACGUUAUGCGCCGUAGUUGAGACGGAAGAUGUCGUUGAAUACGUAGUAGCUUCCGCCGUCGGGGAUCAGCUGGAAGACCUGGCUGAAUUGGAGAGGAUUCUGGCCGUCGUCGACGAGGAGCAGGCCGGUCACGUUCACGAUGAGACUCGCGACGGUCGGCGAAGACGGCUGGGCGUCCAAUGUCGUGACUUUGUGCUGGACCUUCUGGAAAGGCAGGCUCGUCAACUUCUCUGCGAUCGCGGCCGCCCCCUGGAACGGUGAGCCCUCGAAGGACAGCAUGGAGCUAUCGCGGUAGAGGGACGCGAGGCCGGAGCGAUCGGCGUCAAAGGUGUUGUAGUAGAAAUCGGUGAACUGCUUCGCAAUGGCGUUGAUGUCGGCCAUGGUGGAGAGCGUAUAUAGCGGCAGUCGAGGAGGGUAUAAGCGAGGGUGGUCAGAUCCUUUAGCACG